Molecule: messenger RNA, 9191 nt
Organism: Anolis carolinensis (green anole)
Lineage: Eukaryota; Metazoa; Chordata; Lepidosauria; Squamata; Anolidae
Product: zinc finger protein 850-like
Exons: 3
Coding region: 498-2984 (828 amino acids)
Biological process (GO): regulation of gene expression
Cellular component (GO): nucleus
Source: RefSeq, a predicted model, not a curated record
UCCCUGGUGGUGACGUCACUCGGCCCCCUCUGGGAGCGGCGCCAUUUUGGGAGGCUGAGGCGGGAGCGGCGGCGUCGCCUGAGGAGAAAGAAAGGAAGAAAGAAGGAAAGAGAGAGAGAAGCCUCGCUCGGAGGCCGAGGAAGGAAGGAAGGAAGGCAGGAGGAGAGAAUCUUGCCUGGUAUUGACGUGAGGCUGACCGGACAUUGGUAAUUGUUUGGGUCGUUCUUUUUUCCCUUCUUGAAGAUCGGGACCACACUCGCCCUCCACUGUUCCUCUAGGCAGCAAGGACUGAACUUUUUACGGAUUUAACUUCCGACAGUGUUGUUACUCAGGGAAAUGAGGAUUCUGUGGAGCCACGUCUUGGGUGCUGUAAGGAAAGAAAUACAGGAAGAAGAAAUCCUCUCAAGGUGUUGAUCUUGCUGAAUUCCUGACCUGACUUACAGAUAAGAAAGGAGAAAAGAGUCAAGAAUCUGUAUUCUAAUUAAACACCUGUUGACAUGGAGGAGAAGGCAUCAGAAUACCUGGAGUGUGGAAAGAGCUUUGCACAGAGUGGAGAUCUAUGUUCAAAUCAAAAGACUCACACUGGAGAGAAACCCUAUAUAUGCCAGGAGUGUGGAAAGAGCUUUGCUCAGAGUGCACAUCUACAUUUGCAUCAAAGGACUCAUACUGGAGAGAAACCAUAUACUUGCCAGGAGUGUGGAAAGAGCUUUGCUAGGAGAGGAAAUCUAGAUGUACAUCAAAGGAUUCACACUGGGGAGAAACCGUAUACAUGCCUGGAGUGUGGAAAGAGCUUUGCUCAGAGAGGACAUCUAGAUGUACAUCAAAGGACUCACACUGGAGAGAAACCACAUACUUGCCUGGAGUGUGGAAAGAGCUUCACUAAGAGUUCAGCUCUACGUUUACAUCAAAGGACUCACACUGGGGAGAAACCCUAUAUAUGCCUGGAGUGUGGACAGAGCUUCACUGAGAAUGGAAGUCUGCAUAAACAUCAAAAGAUUCACACUGGGGAGAAACCCUAUACAUGCCUGGAGUGUGGAAAGAGCUUUGCUAGGAGAGGAAAUCUAGAUGUACAUCAAAGGAUUCACACUGGGGAGAAACCGUAUACAUGCCUGGAGUGUGGAAAGAGCUUUGCUCAGAGAGGACAUCUAGAUGUACAUCAAAGGACUCACACUGGGGAGAAACCCUUUAAAUGCCUAGAGUGUGGACAGAGCUUCACUGCUAGUGGAAAACUACGUUCACAUCAGCGGACUCACACUGGGGAGAAACCCUAUACAUGCCUGGAGUGUGGACAGAGCUUCACUGAGAGAAGAAGUCUACGUAAACAUCAGCGGACUCACACUGGGGAGAAACCCUAUUCAUGCCUGGAGUGUGGAAAGUGCUUCACUGAGAGUUCAUAUCUACAUUCACAUCAAAGGAUUCACACUGGGGAGAAACCCUAUUCAUGCCUCGAGUGCGGAAAGAGCUUUGCUCAGAGAGUGAGUCUGGAUUCACAUCAAAUGAUUCACACUGGGGAGAAACCCUAUUCAUGCCUUGAGUGCGGAAAGAGCUUCACUGAGAGAGGAAGUCUACGUAAACAUCAGCGGACUCACACUGGGGAGAAACCCUAUUCAUGCCUGGAGUGUGGAAAGUGCUUCACUGAGAGUUCAUAUCUACAUUCACAUCAAAGGAUUCACACUGGGGAGAAACCCUAUACAUGCCUGGAGUGUGGAAAGAGCUUUGCUCAGAGAGGAAAUCUAGAUGUACAUCAAAGGACUCACACUGGGGAGAAACCCUAUACAUGCCUGGAGUGUGGACAGAGCUUCACUGAGAGAAGAAGUUUACGUAAACAUCAGCGGACUCACACUGGGGAGAAACCCUAUUCAUGCCUGGAGUGUGGACAGAGCUUCACUGAGAGAGGAAGUCUACGUAAACAUCAGCGGACUCACACUGGGGAGAAACCCUAUACAUGCCUGGAGUGUGGACAGAGCUUCACUGAGAGAGGAAGUCUACGUAAACAUCAGCGGACUCACACUGGGGAGAAACCCUAUUCAUGCCUGGAGUGUGGAAAGUGCUUCACUGAGAGUUCAUAUCUACAUUCACAUCAAAGGAUUCACACUGGGGAGAAACCCUAUACAUGCCUGGAGUGUGGAAAGAGCUUUGCUCAGAGAGGAAAUCUAGAUGUACAUCAAAGGACUCACACUGGGGAGAAACCCUAUACAUGCCUGGAGUGUGGACAGAGCUUCACUGAGAGAAGUUUACGUAAACAUCAGCGGACUCACACUGGGGAGAAACCCUAUACAUGCCUGGAGUGUGGAAAGAGCUUUGCUCAGAGAGGACACCUAGAUGUACAUCAAAGGACUCACACUGGGGAGAAACCCUUUAAAUGCCUAGAGUGUGGAAAGAGCUUUGCUCAGAGAGUGAAUCUGGAUUCACAUCAAAGGACUCACACUGGGGAGAAACCCUACACAUGCCUGGAGUGUGGACAGAGCUUCACUGAGAGAGGAAGUCUAUGCAAACAUCAAAGGACUCACACUGAGGAGAAACCCUAUACAUGCCUGGAGUGUGGACAGAGCUUCACUCAGAGUGGAAGUCUAGGUUCACAUCAAAGGACUCACACUGGGGAGAAACCCUAUACAUGCCUGGAGUGUGGAAAGAGCUUUGCUAGGAGAGGAAAUCUACGUUUGCAUCAAAGGACUCACACUGGAGAGAAACCACAUACUUGCCUGGAGUGUGGAAUGCGCUUCACUAAGAGUUCAGCUCUACGUUUACAUCAAAGGACUCACACUGGGGAGAAACCCUAUUCAUGCCUGGAGUGUGGAAAGAGCUUCACUCAGAGUUCAGAUCUGCGUUCACAUAAAAGAACUCACACUGGGGAGAAACCCUAUAAAUGUCUUGAGUGUGGAAAGAGCUUUACUCAGAGUUCAAAUCUACGUUCACAUCAAAGGACUCACACUGGGGUGUCAGGCUCACUUCAAAGGAUCAGUCUGAACGCAGAUCAGAGAUAGCUGCUCUCAAAUCCAAUCUUUAUUGAAGAAUACAUGACUUUGGAAAAGUCGAGAAUGACCUAAUGUUUACAUACACUCAUUUUUAUCACCUCUGCUGCAACGUAACACCACACGCAAAUAUCAUCAUCAAAUCCCACCCUUUGUAUCACAUUUCUACUAUUCCCACACACUAUACCAAUUAUAAUUGUUUAUACUUUCAACCCUGAGUUCCCAGGCUCAUUCUAUCUUCUUCUGCCAGGUGCUUCCAGGGUUAUUUAUGUUAUGACUCCAAGUUCAGGGCUUGGAAAUUCAGCCCUGGGACUUGGUUCCAUGACAUGGCGCCCUCUUUUUCUUCGUCCUCCUCUUCGGUUCUUCCUUCAUCACAAUCCUGAAAUAAAUCAAACAAUAACUCUAUGUGUCCAUUUUGUCCAAAGUCCCCAUAUACUUUUUCAGUAAGCUGCGAUGGAAUACUGGGUGUAUUUUCCCUAAACUUUUUGGCAAUGCCAACUGGAAAGUUACUUCAUUGAUAACACCCUGUAUUCUGAAUGGUCCAAUAUAUUUGGGGCCCAAUUUUCUCGAAGGUAGCCCCAAUUUGAUGUUUUGGGUACUUAACCACACUAGAUCUCCUUUCUCCAAUUUAUCGCCUUCCACCCUUUUUCUGUCUGCGAACGUUUUAUACUUUUUGUGUGCUUCCUUUAAGGAUGCAGUCACUUGACUCCAGCAUUCUAGCAUUUGAGUUUUCCAUUUCCCUGCCCCUGUUUCUUCAUUCUCUGUCCAUCUUGGCAACUGGGGCAGAGGCUGUAUUUCAUACCCGUAAACUACUUCAAAGGGAGUUUUAUUUGUUGCUGAAUGUAUAGUCGAAUUAAAAGCUAGUUCUGCAAAAGCCAGCCACCUAGACCAGUCAUUUUGUCUCAUGUUAGAGUACAUUCGAAGGAACUGCCCAAGCGUCUGUUGAGUACGUUCUACUGCCCCGUUUGUCAUGGGGUGAAAAGCAGAACUUAGACUCCUUUCUGCUCCUAGCAUUUCCAAGAAUUUUUCCCAAAAUUUUGCUGUGAAUUGAACCCCUCUGUCACUGACCACUCUACUGGGACAUCCAUGAAGUUUGUAAAUAUGGUUUAUGUAUAAUUCAGCUAGUUUCUCUGCCGAUGGUAAUUUCGUCAGUGCUAUAAAGUGGGCCUGUUUAGAAAACAGGUCUAAUACUGUCCAAAUAUAACGAUGUCCUUUGCUAACCGGCAGUUCCCCCACAAAGUCCAUAGCUACACAUUCCCAAGGCCUGGUAGGUUCCGCUACUGUUUGUAAUAAUCCCAUUGGCUUCCCUCCUCUCGAUUUAUUUCUGGCACAAUCAUCACAUUGAACAACAUGAUUCUUUAUGUCCUUCCUCAUUCCUGGCCACCAACAAUGUUUUGCUAUUGCCUUUGUUGUUUUUGUAAUUCCUGUAUGACCAGCGCUCUGGUUAUUGUGAAAACGAUGCAAAAUCUUAAUCCUUAAUAUUGCUGGGAUAUACAGUUUCUUGUUCACAAACCAAAAUCCCCCCUUCUGCUCCCCCUUUUCUGCGUUGGAUGCGAUCCACUGAUCUCCUUCAUAAGACUGUUUCAGUUCUUUUCCCCAACUAUUUUCCCCGUCGAGUUCAAUAAUAGCAGUGUUCUCUUUUUGGGUUUGCGCUCUUGUCCUGACAGCUAAGCCCCAUUGUUUAUCAGAGAAUAUUGUUCCCUCUUUUGCUGUGGUUAUGCCUUCGUGUUGAGGCAUGCGUGAAAGAGCAUCUGCCAAGACAUUCUGCUUCCCUUGGAAAAACUUUAAUUGGAAAUCGAACCUGCUGAAGUAUUGUGCCCAUCUAAUUUGUUUGGGGGACAAUUUUCGAGGAGAUUUUAAAUACUGGAGGUUCUUAUGGUCAGACCAAAUUUCAAAUGGGAUUCCGCUCCCUUCGAGGAAGUGUCGCCAGCAUUCUAAGGCUUUUAAUAUGGCUAAUGCCUCUUUUUCCCAUAUGGGCCAACAUUUUUCAGUUUCACUGAACUUCCGGGACAAAUAUCCACAAGGUUUUAAGUUCCCAUUUUGAUCCUUUUGCAAUAGUACUGCCCCGUAUGCACAGUCUGAAGCAUCGCAAUGGAUUAUGAAAGGGCUCCGGAUAUCGGGGUGUUUUAGGAUGGGUUCUUCUGUGAAGCAUCCUUUUAGGGUUUCAAAUGCCUUUUGGCAUUCUGGCGUCCAACUCAGUUUGGCGCCAGGAGCUUUCACUUUUGCUGUCUCCCCUUUCCCUUUUGUUUUUAAAAGUUCAGUAAGGGGUGCGGUUAUUUGCGCAAAGCCUUUUAUGAAGGAUCUAUAAAAAUUUGCAAACCCCAGAAAUGAUUGCAAUUGCCUCCUUGUUUGAGGUACUCCCCAUUCUUUUACGUCUGAUACUUUAGACGGGUCCAUAGCUAACCCUUCUGGAGAUAUCCGAUACCCCAGAAAGUCAAUUUGAGUUUUAUUAAAUUCACAUUUGGACAGUUUUGCGUACAGCUUUGCUUCCCUUAGUCUUUGCAAAACUUCCCGGACCAAUUCCACGUGCUUUUCUUUAUCUUCGCUCACGAUCAAGAUAUCAUCAAGGAAUAUGAAUACCCCUCGCUACAACAAUGGGUGCAGUAUUUCAUUUAUAAGCUGCAUAAAGCAACUGCCGCCAUUUUUUAAUCCGAAUGGCAAAAUUUUAUAUUCAAAAUGGCCGAAUGCGCAGGAAAAUGCAGUUUUCCAAGUAUCCUCAGGUUUGAUUCUUAAUUUAUGAUAUGCUUCAAUUAAAUCAAGUUUAGUAAAUAUGCUCCCUUUCUUCAAUACGGUAAUUAAAUCCUUUACUAAGGGCAUAGGGUAUUUAUUGUCCUUAGUAAUUGCAUUUAAAUUUCUAUAGUCAAUGCACAAUCUUAGGGAGUUGUCUUUCUUUCUCCUAAAUAACACUGGGGCUCCGAGAGGAGAAUUGGAUGGCUUAAUGAAGCCUCGCGCCAGGUUCUUAUCAAUAUAUUUCCUCAAUUCCUCCUUCUCCUGAACAGACAUGGGAUACACUUUUGGUUUUGGUAAGUUUGCUCCUGGGGUUAUUUCAAUUUCUACUUCUAUAUUCCUCUUGGGAGGUAAUUUACUUGCCUCUUUCUGAUUGAAAACAUCCACAAAGUCUCUGUAUUCAGGUGGCAAUAGCUGUGGGUCUAUUUCACCUGCUUCAUCUCCCUCGUCCUCCUCUCCUGCAAUUUUGCUUAUCUCCCAUUGCGUCUGUUGUUCUUUAAAUGCUAGGCUCUUUCCUCUCCAAUCUACUUCAGGAUUAGCCUGUUCGAGCCAUGGGAUCCCUAAUAUUACGUGGUAUGUGGCAAUAGGGGCUACCACAAAGGAUAUUCUUCCUUCCCAUUUGCCUAUUUUACAUGGGACCCCUCGUAUUUCCUUUGUAGAUACUUCCCCAGCAGCAACUGAUCCAUCUAGCUGCGAAAAUGCAAUUGGGGAGUCAAGCAACGUCUGCUGGCAUUUCAGCGCUCCUGCUAGUUCCGGAGUUAUAAUAUUUCUAGAACAACCACAAUCCACAAAUGCCUUGCAGGUGGCCCGAUUCUCUAGCCCCGAGAGGCAGAUUGGCACUACUAUCAUGCGUUUGUCCCGACUCACCAGCCUUUCCUGAGAUUCUGGGGCUCGCACCUCCUCCUCCGCACGCCUCCCGGUUGCUGGCUUGGGCUUUGAGGGUUUUGGCGGCUCCCCCUUCCGGGCCCAACAUUCUGCUGCUCGAUGGCCCGUCUUCCCACAUACAAAGCAUCCCGGUUUGGGUUUGUUGUCAUCUCCUUUGAAGGGGAUCCCCGGCCUCCCUCCGGGCCUUUCCUGCUUCCUCGUUUCUCCUCGACCUCUCGCCGCCGGUCUUUGCUGGCCGCCGCCGCCCCUGAAACGCUUCACUUGGGCCAGGGUGGAUUCGACGCGCCCCGCUAGUUGUAUCCAGCCCUGGAGUGUUUCUGGGUCGUCUCUGUGCGCCGCCCAACUAAAAACCUCGGGGCGUAGUCCCUCUUUGAAUAUCUCCACUUUGGUCACUUCAGACCACUCUGGUACCUUUUCCGCGAGAUGGAGGAAUUCUUCUGCGUACUCGGGCACCGUUUUGUCCCUCUGCUUUAUUCCUUUAAGCUGGUCUCGAGCCCUCAAUUGCUCUAGCCGGUCUCUGAACCGGUUUUCCAGUGCGGCGAGGAAGCGGGGCACUGACCUCAGGCACGGGUCGCGUCUGGCAUGUAGUUGCACAUACCAGCUGGCCGCUCCUCUCUUUAGUGUGUUGCCGAUGGCCCGAACCAUGCUUGCUUCGGAGGGGAAUGUGUGUGCAUUGUCUUCUAUAUAUCCUCUGAUGCUAAUGAGGAAAAAGUUCAGUUCAGAUGAUUCCCCUCCGUAUUCCAGUUUGAGAUCUUCCCUCCUUUGCAUCCAUUCUGCGGCCCGUUGAUGCUGUCUGGGAGGCAUGGGGAAGGGUUGCAUCGGGUUUCCUUGGACGGCCCCUUUGAACACGCCGCGCCCCACUCCGGCGGUCGUUCUGCGCGGCUCCCGAAAUUCUGCCGCCGCUGUCGGCCCUUCUACCCAUCCGAAUGCGGGCCUCGCUGUAGCCCCCGCACCUCGCCUUCCCUCGUCGUACGGCACAUCCUCAUCCUCUUCCUGGAUCUCCGGCUCCUCUCCGCCUUCGUCCGCUAACCCACUGGACCCGAUCCCUGGCCUCAGUGGUCUUUCCACCCCGACGCCCAUUCGGGGGGUUGGAAGUUGGGUUGGAAGUUCUGUUGGAGUUGGCGGCCUCAGAGUUCCCAGAGCUUGCUGGCGCUCCACUUCACGCGCCAUUCUGUCUCGGAACUCCAGUUCCUGCCAGUAUUCUUCAUCCCCCUCGCUCCUCGCCGCCACGGGGCUCUGCGUUGAGGCGCGCUGGCCCCUCUGGCUCCAAUCUUCUUUCUUACGUGGCUCUGUCUCGGCGCCAUAUCGGGUGGGCUCCUUCUGGAGAUUCUCUUCCAAUAGUGGCACCAACCUCCCCACGGUUUCCGACAGCCUGGAUAAAUUAGUUUCCAGGAUGGAUAACCGCAGGGCCACGGUCUCCGGCAUGCUUCCUCCAGAUCCCCAACUGGUUUCUGCCGCCGCCGAAACGCCUCUUCCUCCUCUGGGAAUCCUCUGGGUCACGCCGUUCGGCCUGGGGUACCCCGUAGAGGAAGCUAUGGCUUGCAGCGUCUCUUCCCCCAACGGCCGGGCCCCUGGCAAAGGCCUCUCUGCUCCAUUUGGGCUUUGAUCUCCUUCUCCACUCAUUAUCACUUCACUGCGAAUUCGCAGGAGGGUGAGAACGGGAUUCUCGACUUAAUUGUCAGGCUCACUUCAAAGGAUCAGUCUGAACGCAGAUCAGAGAUAGCUGCUCUCAAAUCCAAUCUUUAUUGAAGAAUACAUGACUUUGGAAAAGUCGAGAAUGACCUAAUGUUUACAUACACUCAUUUUUAUCACCUCUGCUGCAACGUAACACCACACGCAAAUAUCAUCAUCAAAUCCCACCCUUUGUAUCACAUUUCUACUAUUCCCACACACUAUACCAAUUAUAAUUGUUUAUACUUUCAACCCUGAGUUCCCAGGCUCAUUCUAUCUUCUUCUGCCAGGUGCUUCCAGGGUUAUUUAUGUUAUGACUCCAAGUUCAGGGCUUGGAAAUUCAGCCCUGGGACUUGGUUCCAUGACACUGGGGAGAAACCCUAUACAUGCCUGGAGUGUGAAAAGAGCUUCACUCAGAGUGGAAGUCUACGUAAACAUCAAAGGACUCACACCGGGGAGAAACCCUAUACAUGCCUGUAGUGUGAAAAGAGUUUCACUGACAGUGAAAGUCUAUGGAAACAUCAAAGGACUCACACCGGGGAGAAACCCUAUACAUGCCAAGAGUGUGGAAAUAGCUUUACUCAGAGUUCAAAUCUACGCUCGCAUCAAAGGACUCACACCGGGGAGAAACCUUAUAAACGCAUGCCGUGUGAAUAGAAUCUCUCUGAGAGUUGAAAUCUACAGAGACAUGGAAUUCAUAUUGGAGAGAACAGUCGUAUUUGACCCCAUAGGGGUCCCCUACACAGAGCAUUUCAAGCUUUUCAUGUUGGUGAUGCACUUUUCAGGCAUGCAUCCUUUCACGACACUACAGUAGACUCUCAUUUAUCCAAGCUUCACUUAUCCAAUGUUCUGUAUCAUCCAAGGCAGUCUGCCUUUUAGUAGUAAAUGUUGCAAUGUUUUGGUGCUAAAUUCGUAAAUACAGUAAUUCCUACAUAA